AUGUCCCGCACGGUGACGAACUCGGCCACCGAGCCACGCUCGCCCUCUCCCAUCCCCCCCGUCACGACAGAUUCAAAAUCACCGUCAUCGCUGAGACCCGCUCCAUCAUCUCCGGCUACCAUCAAUAUGGACACUUUUCGUCAGAUUCUUGAUCUUGAUGAGGAUGAAACGCACGAUUUUUCCUCCUCCAUGGUCUGGGCUUACUUUACCCAAGUACGGAGCACGUUUAAGAAGAUGGACGAUGCUUUGCAAGCAAAAGACCUCCAAGAGCUAUCAUCUCUUGGUCACUUUCUUAAAGGCUCAUCUGGUCAGAUCGGUGUCGGCCGCGUCGAAGUCUCAUGCCAGAAGAUUCAGUAUUACGGCAAGCUUCGCAAUGAGCAUGAUGAUGGUGAUGUAUCCGAUACGCAAGCACUCGACAGGAUCACGGCUCUUUUGGCACAAGUCAAGAGUGACUAUGAUGCUGCCGAGUGCUGGCUCAAGAAUUGGUAUAUGGAGAGGGGCGUGGAAGGGCCACCCGCCGAUGAUUAA
Molecule: messenger RNA, 528 nt
Organism: Guyanagaster necrorhizus
Lineage: Eukaryota; Fungi; Basidiomycota; Agaricomycetes; Agaricales; Physalacriaceae
Product: histidine-phosphotransfer domain, HPT domain-containing protein
Exons: 3
Coding region: 1-528 (175 amino acids)
Biological process (GO): phosphorylation; phosphorelay signal transduction system
Cellular component (GO): cytoplasm; nucleus
Molecular function (GO): histidine phosphotransfer kinase activity; protein histidine kinase binding
Source: RefSeq, a predicted model, not a curated record